AUUUCUGACUGCUGAUAAAACAUUUUCAAAAAACAAUGAGCUCUCAAGAGGAAUUGGAUUCGACUCAAGUCGAUGGGAAUGCUCAAGUACAAUUGCGCAUUAUAGAAUUGAACGAUUUAAUUGAGAAAAACAUACAGAUAGAACAACAUAUUGAAUCGCGCUCAUUUGUCGAGUCGGUAUCGGAUAUUCAGAAUAUCUUGAUUAAGGCUAAUGAAAUUGUAAACAGUAAGAGCGGUCGGCCAGUAAAUCCCACCGAACUUGUGCUGGACACCGAGCUCCUUAAACGGAAUCACGAUGUGCUUGGCAAGGCCAUACAAGUUGACUCAAAUUUCACAGACAGAAUGUUCUGCACGGCAAUCACAAAUCAUGUUUUUAAAGAUGACACUGAGAAUUGGGAUGAGAUCUGCAGUCUCGCUUGCCAGAAUGGAGUAACCUUUUUUACAAAUGCUGCCAUGCUACCCUUUAUUGAUGUACAACCAAAACAGCACAUACCCAAACAACGCGCUCCCCGCAAGGUCACAUCAAAUGCAGCGGAGAAGCGUCCAACUCAAAGCGAUAAACUUGAACGGCAUGGCGAAGGCGCAACGGCUGUCAACCAUGUUUUGAAACAGAUUAAAAAUAUUUACCGUGCCGGCAACAAUCAACCGAUUCCAUAUUUUAAACUGAUCUGUAAUCCAAACAACUUUAUGGACAGCGUGCAGAACGCAUUGAUAAUUUCGUUUCUGAACAAAGAAAAUCUGCUUACGCUUGAAAAGGGUGAAGACGGACUGCCUCAAGUGAGAUUAAACAGCAAUCCCCAAGAUAGCUCUGAAAAUGAAUCCUAUCAGGCCAUCUCCACUUUGGAUGUUGAUCUCUGCAAGAAAUAUGCCAAGCACUAUGAUAUCGUGGAACCAAUGCUAAAGCGCACUGAAUUCGAUGAGAACUGAUCAAUAUUCCUGUGGCAAACUUAGAGAUAUUAAAGCAAAUAUAAGUAGUUAGCGCAUGCUCUUUACCUAAUUUCAUUUUCUCAUUAAAUAAAACAAAGCAAAGAGAAAUAAAGCAUA
Drosophila grimshawi is the source of this 1043-nucleotide messenger RNA. It is a transcript of the gene Nse4, whose product is annotated as non-structural maintenance of chromosome element 4. Bases 36 to 926 code for a protein of 296 amino acids. The record is from RefSeq and is a predicted model, not a curated record. Gene Ontology annotation, cellular component: Smc5-Smc6 complex; nucleus. Gene Ontology annotation, biological process: DNA repair. Lineage: Eukaryota; Metazoa; Arthropoda; Insecta; Diptera; Drosophilidae. The transcript has 5 exons.